This is a messenger RNA of Funneliformis caledonium, 237 nucleotides long. NCBI's taxonomy places the organism in Eukaryota, Fungi, Glomeromycota, Glomeromycetes, Glomerales, Glomeraceae. The record is from the annotation of a GenBank genome assembly.
AUGAGCAGUCAUGCGGGACUUUCAAACUUAAAUAGAAAGCGUUCCUCUAGAAAUUUUGAUAAUUAUGAAUAUAUUUAUAUUCCAAGUGAAAAUGAAAGAACUGAAGAGGAAUAUGAGGAGCAAGAGGGAUUAAAGUGUUCAAAUACCGAAAUACUUCAACUUCCUUAUAUACAAAAUGCAAUUAAAAAUCAACAAUUGAAAAAAGAAGAAGAAUAUGAAGAAUCUCGUCAAUUAUUA